Molecule: messenger RNA, 204 nt
Organism: Cetraspora pellucida
Lineage: Eukaryota; Fungi; Glomeromycota; Glomeromycetes; Diversisporales; Gigasporaceae
Source: the annotation of a GenBank genome assembly
AUGUCUCAAGAAUCAGGCCAGAAAGAUAACAAAGUCCGUAUACCAUCAGGGGAUAAAUCGACCCAAGAUAGUAAAAAAGGGAGAGCAUCAAAAUUUAUACUAAACAUACUUAUUAAUGGAGUUUUGCCAGUCAUCCUCCUUUAUGUCCUUAAAAAAUAUGUAACAACUACUGUGGCACUUGCUAUAGCGGCUAGUCUACCAAUG